Bufo bufo (common toad) is the source of this 3202-nucleotide messenger RNA. RefSeq names its product dishevelled segment polarity protein 3 (gene DVL3). The transcript is spliced from 15 exons. Gene Ontology annotation, cellular component: cytosol. The record is from RefSeq and is a predicted model, not a curated record. Gene Ontology annotation, molecular function: frizzled binding. Gene Ontology annotation, biological process: canonical Wnt signaling pathway; intracellular signal transduction. The coding region runs from base 438 to 2573 and encodes 711 amino acids. NCBI's taxonomy places the organism in Eukaryota, Metazoa, Chordata, Amphibia, Anura, Bufonidae.
CAGGAAGCAGCUGGGUCUAGAAUUUUUUACGCAUGCUCAGAUUUCAGGAGACGGACACCGAGUGACAGAAACAGACCGAUAAACCGGCCAGGAACUGGCGCCGAGAGAGUGAACGUAGGCUUGCGUGCCCGUACGGAGAGCGUGAACGUCCUCGGAGCGUAACGGACGCGUGUUGUUGUCGGUGGAGCUAGCCUGGACAGCUCAGUUUGGGGCAAGGGCUGACAGGCCACACACCAAAGUGUUUAUUAGUGCCCCCCACCCCCUCACUGCCGGCCUGACUCUCGCCUACGGCAGACUACUGACAUCUCCCCUCUGGUACAUUGUGUGCGCGUUCUUCCUAUGGCCUCCCUUGCAUGACAGCUCUUGGGGCUGGGCCCCUUCUCUCCCCUGGAUAAAGUGCUCUCCUUCCGUGCUCCUCUCACCCCGGCAGGAUCAUCAUGGGGGAGACCAAGGUUAUUUACCAUCUGGAUGAGCAGGAGACCCCGUAUCUAGUCAAGCUGCCGGUGCCAUCUGAUCGGGUGACCCUGGGAGACUUCAAGGGGGUGCUCAACAAACCCAACUACAAGUUCUUCUUCAAGUCUAUGGACGAUGAUUUUGGGGUGGUGAAAGAGGAAAUAUCUGAUGAUAAUGCAAAGCUGCCAUGUUUCAAUGGAAGAGUUGUAUGCUGGCUCGUCUCUGCAGAUGGUUCACAGUCUGAUGCUGGAUCUGUGUGCGCGGACAGUCAUUCUGAUUUGCCACCACCAAUUGAGCGGACAGGGGGCAUUGGAGACUCCCGUCCACCAUCUUUUCAUCCAAACACUCGAGGCAGCCAAGAAAACCUGGACAAUGACACAGAGACGGAUUCUGUGGUAUCGGCACAACGAGAGCGACCAAGAAGAAAGGAGACAUCAGAAAAUGCUCCCAGGCUCAAUGGCACAUCAAAGAUGGAGAGGCGCAGGGAUACAGGAGGAUAUGAAAGCUCGUCCACCCUAAUGAGCAGUGAGCUGGACUCAACUAGCUUCUUUGAUUCUGAUGAGGAUGAUUCCACCAGCAGGUUCAGCAAUUCCACAGAGCAGAGCAGUGCAUCUCGUCUAAUGAGGAGACAUAAGAGACGCAGAAGAAAACCUAAAGUCCCUCGUAUCGAGCGGUCCUCAUCAUUCAGCAGUAUAACAGACUCUACCAUGUCCCUGAAUAUAAUCACUGUCACUCUAAACAUGGAAAAAUACAACUUCCUUGGAAUCAGCAUUGUUGGACAGAGUAAUGAGCGAGGGGAUGGAGGAAUAUACAUUGGUUCCAUCAUGAAAGGAGGAGCAGUGGCUGCUGACGGCAGAAUUGAGCCAGGAGAUAUGUUACUGCAGGUCAAUGACACAAAUUUUGAAAACAUGAGCAACGAUGAUGCCGUGAGAGUCCUUAGGGAAAUUGUGCACAAGCCAGGUCCUAUUACUCUUACUGUCGCCAAGUGCUGGGAUCCCUCUCCUCGUGGUUGCUUUACUUUGCCAAGAAGUGAACCAAUCAGGCCAAUUGACCCAGCUGCGUGGAUUUCUCAUACAGCAGCAAUGACUGGUACCUACCCAGCCUAUGGAAUGAGCCCAUCGAUGAGCACAAUUACUUCAACCAGCUCCUCUAUAACCAGUUCAAUACCUGAAACUGAGCGCUUUGAUGACUUUCAUCUGUCCAUACAUAGUGACAUGGUAACAAUAGUGAAGGCAAUGAGCUCACCAGAAUCUGGAUUGGAGGUGCGGGAUAGGAUGUGGCUUAAAAUAACCAUCCCCAAUGCUUUUAUUGGCUCCGAUGUAGUAGACUGGCUGUAUAACCAUGUGGAGGGCUUCACAGAUCGCCGGGAAGCAAGAAAAUAUGCUAGCAAUCUUCUGAAAGCUGGAUACAUCCGCCAUACAGUCAAUAAAAUAACAUUUUCUGAGCAGUGUUACUACAUUUUUGGAGAUCUUUGUGGUAAUAUGGCAAAUCUUUCACUAAAUGAUCAUGACGGUUCCAGUGGGACAUCAGAUCAGGACACAUUGGCUCCUCUUCCACAUCCCGGAGCUGCCCCUUGGCCCAUGGCUUUCCAGUAUCAGUAUCCAUUGCCUCAUCCUUACAGCCCCCAUCCAGGAUUUCCAGAACCUGGGUAUAGCUAUGGAGGUGGCAGUGCCGGCAGUCAGCACAGUGAAGGAAGUAGAAGUAGUGGCUCCAACCGCAGCAGUACAGAAAAGAGGAAAGACAGAGACCCUAAGACUGGUGACUCAAAAUCUGGAGGGAGUGGAAGCGAGUCAGACCACACUACACGUAGCAGUUUGCGAAGAGACAGAGCAGCAAGUGAACGUUCAGUACCAGCAAGUGAACACAGCCACCGGAGCCACCACUCCAUAGCACACAGCAUCCGGAGCCACCAUACACACCAGUCUUAUGGUCCUCCAGGGGUUCCUCCUCUAUAUGGUCCUCCAAUGAUGAUGAUGCCAUCACCACCCCCUGUCAUGGGCCCCCCAGGAGCACCAACAGGCCGCGAUUUAGCCUCUGUCCCACCUGAACUCACCGCUAGUAGACAGUCCUUCCGCAUGGCUAUGGGCAAUCCCAGUGAGUUCUUUGUGGAUGUUAUGUGAGCAAAAUUUACAACAUUGGCCCUGUUUUUAGCAAUUUUUGUUUUUCUGAAAAUUUUCUAAUUAUUAUUUACAUCCUGAUACUAAGUACGGAAAUGGAGAGGCCAGCACGAUUCCACUGAGAUGUGUGUGUGAUGUUCGCGCGGACCCUCACACUUGCCACUAAUCCAUGCACCUAAUCUAUCAGACCCUGCUCCAGACCGUGUGUUUGUGCAGAGGGAGGAGGCUGGCCACAUCCUUGCCUGGUUGCUUGGCUUUUGUAACAGAUUGAUUUUAACAAAUUAAUAUUGCAUCUGUUUAAAAACAAACGCCAGUUAUGGGAAUGGAUUUACUCUUUGUUUUGCUUUUUUUCCCUUUACAACUGUGUUUCUUUUGUUAAGCAGCCAAGAAUUCGGGGGUCUUUGACUUUCUCUGAGCAAGUUGCCAGUGAAAGUGCACGACCCUCAAGUCGGAGGGUACCCCUACCUUGAACAUAUCAUGGCGCCAUUGUAUAGAUGAAGAGAAUCCAUUGCCACAGGAAGACGACCGAUUGGAGUGAAGCACCACAAGCCUUACAUUUUCAUAAACCACAAAGAACAUGCCUAUUUUGCCUUUGGAGUGCCAUGUUUUUUCUUAUUCCAUAUAUAAACUGA